GGUCUUUUCUUUGUCUGCACCAAGGCAACCCACCUUAAUCGCUCACCACCACCAUCACUAAGAAAUGGAUUCUCACUCGAGCAGCUCCUCCUCAAUGAACUCCAAUGAUUCCACAGAGCAGUCACAGGAUCCAUACUCUGAAUAUACUCCCGACGAUCCCUACCUUGCUUCUGACCUCCAAGGCCGUAUUUUCAUACCUCCCGACGCGUUCUUGUCGACCAUUCUUCGCCUUCCCGAUGAAUGGCGUACAGACGCCACAGUACGAAGCCAGAUCGACGUGAUUAGCCACGACUUUGUGUUCCAGAUCCUCGCCGACGAGUACCUCAAGGUCGCCAGUGGCACCAGUGAAGGACAACCUGGCCGUUUAUAUGAUGCCAUGCUUGUGCGGGCGUUCGAGAUGACAGCUGAGCCUGAGAAGGAAAGGAUGUCGGUUCGUCCGCAUUUCUUGCAGUUUGCCACUCAUGAUCGGUGGUUGGACGACGCGAAAGACGCUGAAUAUCGCGUUCUGCCAAAAGGUGUUUCCGCGGAAGAAGAUGCUCAGGCCCGCAAGGACGACGCUACCAAGCAAGAUGCCGAGGACGAGGAUGAGGAAGAGGAUGAGGAGGGUAUUGAUGAGGUCGAGCUAUCCAAGAAACGCGAAGACGCCGCCAAACGCUGGGAGAUGUCUAUGCGGUGUGCUCGAAAUGCCGUGGACGGCCUCUCAAUGUUUCGUUCGCACUGUCAUGGGCUGCUUCUAGCGCCAAGGAAGGCCCAGCCACUCUACUACGACCGGUCUGCUAUUCUCGUCUGUGAAGCGUUCGAUAUCGUGGACAAGGACGAUCAAGUCACGGAUAUUUUCAUCGCUAUGCUCCUCGGUCUCUCAGCUAUUCCGCCAGAUAGUGGUGUGCUGCCUAUUCUGAGUAUGAAGUAGAUCGCAGGAUGUGCUCAAGGACGGAACGACUCUGUGGUGAAAGAGCAGAAGCUGAAAGGACAGUAAAAAAAGUGUCGCAUUUGAUUCACUCUUAUGUAGAACCUGAUUAUAUAUUGUACUGAACGAUUGAAUCGCGUAAUAGGGCUAUGAUACGGAGAGUUACUUGAGCCUGCUUGCUGUAUAAACGCGUAACUGUAGAAAGGAGAGGAAGACACGUGCUACGGUGG
Messenger RNA from Desarmillaria tabescens, 1137 nucleotides. RefSeq lists its product as uncharacterized. The transcript has 2 exons. The record is from RefSeq and is a predicted model, not a curated record. Bases 65 to 910 code for a protein of 281 amino acids. Lineage: Eukaryota; Fungi; Basidiomycota; Agaricomycetes; Agaricales; Physalacriaceae.